Molecule: messenger RNA, 849 nt
Organism: Caenorhabditis bovis
Lineage: Eukaryota; Metazoa; Nematoda; Chromadorea; Rhabditida; Rhabditidae
Source: the annotation of a GenBank genome assembly
AUGGAGGAAAGAUCGGAAAAGUUGCCGCCGGAGCUCGUUGGUCCGAAUUUCUCGAAUGUUUUCCGGAUACACGUAAUAGUGCCGAUACUCGUAUACUUUGUUUUAUUUCGCUUCGCGAGUCGCUAUGUCAAAACACAUUAUUGGCAAAGUUUCAAAGGAUUCAAGCGUUAUCGACUUCACAAUCUCUCAAUAUGCUUCCUGCAUGCUUUAAUUGUUGGAACUCUCAACUUAUUAGUAAUGCUCACACAUCCAUAUGAAGCAUAUCACGAAAUUAUUGAAUGGUGGAGUCCAUUUGCAUCUCAAAUACCACUUAUGUCAGUCGCCUACUUCAUUCACGAUGCAAUUGAUAUGCUUUCGUAUGAAUGGUCGAAAUGGACACUUGAGCUCCUUUUUCAUCACUCGGCUACUUGUUUAGCACUUCUUUGCCCUUCAAUAUCCGACAGAUUCUUAUUUGCAACAAGUUGGGCACUUUUGAUGGAAAUUAAUAGCAUUUUCUUGCACGCACGCACAAUUUUGCAAAUAUGCGGACUAUCUACAAAAUUCCCGAAAGUCUAUGAGGCGAUUGUUUACUUGAAUAUUACAACUUUCUUCCUUUUCCGUAUAGUUUUCCAACUAAUAUUUGCUUACUGGGCAUUCACAAAUCGCCAUCGUAUGCAUCUCUACUAUCUUGCUAAUGGUCUACUGGGCGAGAUUGUAUUUGCUUUUAUAAAUGGGCUUUUGCUCAUUCGACUCCUCGCCUCAGACGGAUUAAUGCCCAAAAAUCUUCGUAACAAAUUUGCAAUGACGAGGGAUAAAAGUGAAGACGAUGAUGUAAAAAAACAAAUCGGAAAUGGCAAAAAACGAGAUUAG